GUUGAAUGUUCUUGUAGCUCUUUUGCGGGAGAGUGAAAGCGCACUUGAUUAACACAGGAUGGACUUUCAGGGAUUCCUCAACGAUUUGCAGGAUUGGGAAGUUUCUAGAAAGGAUAAAGCACGAACAACGAAGUCAAAAAAUGGUUCAUCUUCUCGACAUACUGGAUCAGUGGGUGUGGAGAAGGCAUCAAGAGGGGAUACUAUUUCAUCAGGGCAGUAUGAUUUCUCAAGAAAUAACGAUCCUUUCAAUCGUGUCCGUAGUAGUUUUGUUCAUGACGAUGUUCCUGAUGCUGCUUCUGAGAAAGACCUGGGUAAUGAGUUUUUCAAGCAGAAAAAGUUUAAGGAAGCUAUUGACUGCUAUUCAAGGAGCAUUGCCUUAUCACCAACAGCUGUAGCAUAUGCAAAUAGAGCAAUGGCCUCUAUCAAGCUCAGAAGAUUCCAAGAAGCUGAGGAUGACUGUACGGAGGCCUUAAACCUUGAUGAUCGUUACAUAAAAGCAUACUCACGCCGAGCAACAGCUAGAAAAGAACUUGGGAAAAUUAAAGAAUCGAUGGAGGAUGCUGAAUUUGCCUUGAGGUUGGAACCUAACAAUCAAGAAAUCAAGAAACAGUAUGUUGAUGCUAAAUCUUUGUAUGAGAAAAGAUUAAUGUUUUUGUCAAAUGCGAUUGUCCAGGAUAUUCUUCAGAAAGCAUCUGGAGCUCUCAGAAGCGCUGUACAGGGAACACAAAAAAUUGUAAAGUCAGAGUCAAAAGUUAAUGGAGGCAACAUCCACUCCAUUUCACAUGGUACUCAAAAGUCAGGGCCAGCUGAAGUUCAUCAUCAUACAAAGGUUAAUGAGCGGAAAAUACCUGUUAAAGAAUCAUUCUUGAUGGAGGAGAUUGAUAGCAGAGAUACAAAAGCCAGAAGCAAGACUCAAAAACAAGAAGGCGAUGGUUCUAAGCAAGAUUUGAAUCCAAGCAACAGUUUGGAGCAGAGAAAUCAGAGAAUUACUACACAGGAAACGAAAGCAUCUGUUCAACAGCUUGCUUCUGAUGCAGCUUCUCGAGCCAUGGCUGAAGCUGCAAAAAACAUGACACCACCAACUACAGCUUAUCAAUUUGAGGUCUCUUGGAAAGCAUUUUCAGGUGAUCUUGCAUUGCAGGCUCGCCUAUUAAAGGCCAUAUGUCCCCAUGAAUUACCAAAAAUAUUCAAAAAUGCCUUAUCUUCUACCAUGCUAGUUGACAUCAUCAAGUGUCUUGCAUCCUUUUUCACUGAAGACAUGGAUCUGGUUGUCAGUUAUAUGGAGCAUCUGACCAAGGUACCAAGAUUUGACAUGAUUGUAAUGUGCCUUUCAUCAACAGAUAAGGAUGGCAUACGAAAGAUCUGGGAUGAAGUGUUCUGUAGUGAGGCAACUCCAAUGGAGUAUGCAGAGAUUCUGGACAACCUUCGAUCAAAAUUCUGCCGUAUACAGUGACUUCUUCGCUUGUAUGUUGUAUUUUCUUCUCCUCUGUGGAUAUUCUUUCUUCCGCAAUUUUCUUCACUUGUAAAUUAUUAAGCUAUUGAAAUGUUUGAGCAUUAUUGAGUCUCGAGUUGAUCUGCCUUGAAGUGAUUAGCUAAAGGUGGGAGGUAAAAGAAAAACGAAAAAUCUUAU
This is a messenger RNA of Abrus precatorius (Indian licorice), 1630 nucleotides long. RefSeq names its product RNA polymerase II-associated protein 3. The record is from RefSeq and is a predicted model, not a curated record. Gene Ontology annotation, molecular function: protein binding. NCBI's taxonomy places the organism in Eukaryota, Viridiplantae, Streptophyta, Magnoliopsida, Fabales, Fabaceae. Bases 59 to 1453 code for a protein of 464 amino acids. The transcript is spliced from 12 exons.